AUGGGCAAACCGUAAAGAUGGUGUUAUUGUGUUUAAAAAGCCAAAUAUAUUCCCUGCCGUAUCUCUUUUAAUUCUUCAAUAUAUCUAUACUGGAGUUCUUGACCUAACCAAUCAAUCAGGUUUUAUUAUUCUUGCACUUCUUGUCGCAUCCGACGAGUUAUUUCUUAAUAAAUUGGUUGAUUAUGUCCAAAAGCAUCUCAUUAAUGAAGAAUCAUCCUGGUUGAAAAACAUUCCGUUGUCGCUUUGCACACAGUUUUUAAGCUCCAAAGAAUUUUCAGCUCUAGACAAAGAUAUUUUUUUGAAACUUGUCAUGAGAGAUGAUUUGGAUAUUGAAGAAAUUGAUACUUGGAAAUAUUUAAUAAAAUGGGGAACGGCUCAAUCUGCUCCUAAAGGAAAGUCUAAGGCGGAUGUUGCCAAUUGGGGAGAUAAUGAUUUUGCAUCAUUCAAAAGGUUUUUAGACCCGUUCAUACCACACAUUCGAUUUCAUGAAAUAUCUCGGGAUGAUUUUUAUUUUCAUGUUAGACCUUAUAAAAAAGCGAUACCAGAAAAUCUUUAUGAAGAUUUGGUGGCUUAUCUUAUGGCCAAUGUAAAUCCCAAAGUUUCAAAAUUACCUUCACGUUGUGGAUCUAUUAAUAUCGAUUCUGUUAUAAUUGAAAGAGACAAGGCUGCGGCCAUUAUUAAUUGGAUUGAAAAAAGAGCAAUCUUUGCUAGAAAACCUUUAUAUCAAUUUAGACUUACUUAUCGAGCAACACGCGACGGAUUUGAUUACAAUAAAUUUAUGGCUAAUAAUUGCAGCGGCGCAAUUCUUGGGUUAAUUAAGGUCUCCGAUUCAGAAAGAAUAAUUGGUGGAUAUAACCCUCUAGGUUUGAGAAAUAAUGCUUAUAACUAUAAUAGAGGUUAUUACGGCAGUGCGCGAUGGGAAGCGACUAAUGACAGCUUUAUUUUUUGUUUUGAAAAUGUGAACGGUUCUGAUACUCAUAUACUUAGCCGUGUGAGAAAUUCUGCGGCAGCAAUUUAUAGUUAUGAUGCAAAUUGGUUGAAUUUUGGGAAUUCUGAUUUAAUAUUAAAUGGUCAGAAUGGAUCUUGUACACAAAGUCAAUAUGAGAAAAAGAUCUCAAAUGUCAGAUCAAAUGGUUUGUUUACAAAAAUUUCUGGAGUCAUAAAUGGUACUACAUCAAAUGGUUUACAUGUAGUAGAAUUUCAUGACCAUAGAAACGUGAUAGUCCAAAGCUAG
Racocetra persica is the source of this 1234-nucleotide messenger RNA. Lineage: Eukaryota; Fungi; Glomeromycota; Glomeromycetes; Diversisporales; Gigasporaceae. The record is from the annotation of a GenBank genome assembly.